Molecule: messenger RNA, 3652 nt
Organism: Sycon ciliatum
Lineage: Eukaryota; Metazoa; Porifera; Calcarea; Leucosolenida; Sycettidae
Product: alpha-1,6-mannosyl-glycoprotein 2-beta-N-acetylglucosaminyltransferase-like
Exons: 8
Coding region: 142-1668 (508 amino acids)
Biological process (GO): protein N-linked glycosylation; oligosaccharide biosynthetic process
Cellular component (GO): Golgi membrane; Golgi stack
Molecular function (GO): alpha-1,6-mannosylglycoprotein 2-beta-N-acetylglucosaminyltransferase activity
Source: RefSeq, a predicted model, not a curated record
UGGAAUAGUGUUUGUCAAUUGUUCGGACGAGCUAUUGUCAGUCUCCGAGCUCGUGAGGCAGAAGAGAUAUGGUGGCCACUAGACUGUAGAGAAGAUGCGAGUGGAAUCGCAUGGGCUUCGAUGCUGUGAUCUCUCUCCCUCAUGGCGCUGAGGCACACCCGGAGAAAUCGACUUCUGCUAUACGUCACAAUUCUAUUUGGACUCUAUGUCGGGUUCGUGAGUAUUGCUUCCAGGCGGAUAAGCUCGACCAGACCGUGGGACGAGCCAAACGAAUACUCACCAAGUGAAGUUGUUUACGAAGCACGGGCUGACAAUGGUAAACACAGUCCUGAUAGCGCCAUGGCCGGUCGAAGCCCUGGAAAUGCGAGUACGAGUCGAAGUGACACUUUCACCCAUGGAACUAUCGCAAUCAGUAACAGUCUAGUAAAUUCUCCUGGCGUGGCGCAGCAGACGGAGAGAGCAGUAGCUGGCACUUCUCGAGCACUAGCUACCUCUAAGGAAGUGGUCGGAAGUACCCGUGGUGUUUUAGCCCAAUCCCAGACAUCCCCUCCUAGCCAGGAUGCCACUCUCUUGGAGACCUAUAGUGUGAGCAAGUUGGAAGAGUAUGUGAGGAACAACAAUGAGGCUCAGACAAUCUACAACGAGCAGCGAUUCCCAAUAUCGCCGGAAGAUCGCAAGGCCCAACUUGUGGUAGUGAUACAGGUUCAUGAUCGGUACCGCUUUCUCCGUCAUACGUUGGAAAACCUGGGCAAAGCACGCAAUGUGGAAUCCAUUCUUCUCGUCAUUUCUGCCGAUUACGUCAGCAGCGAGCUCGUCAGUAUAGUCCAGGGAGUGCUGUUCUGCCAGGCAAUGCUCGUGCUGUCCCCGCACACCAUUCAGCUUCACCCGUCCUCGUUUCCGGGAACCGACCCAAAGGACUGUCCAGCACGCAUAACUCGUGACCAGGCUGUGAACAGCGGCUGUUUAAACGCCCAACACCCGGACAUGUACGGCCACUAUCGCGAGGCUGCCUUCAGUGCCAUCAAGCUGCACUGGUGGUGGAAAGCUUCGUUUGUCUUUGACAAGAUCCGUGCGCUACACGAUCACACCGGAUGGGUACUCAUGCUGGAGGAAGAUCAUCUUGUCUCGCCCGACUUUGUUGUGGUUAUUGGUCUGCUUGAUACCUUAGUUCGCAAGGAAAGACCGUAUGUGGACGUGAUCAAUAUUGGUCGUCAGAAGCCAACCGGUCUCUUCCCGGGAAAUGGUUUUACCGAGGAGGAUUGGUUUUCCGUCUUCAACAACAUGGGAUUCGCCCUGCGUAAGCCAGCCUGGGAGACUCUUCGGAACUGCAGCAAGACAUUCUGUGACUACGAUGAUUACAACUGGGACUGGACUUUUCAGAUGACACCCUGGCUUUGCAAACAGUACAAAUGGAAAACUUUAGCAAUGGUCAUGCCACGUGUAUACCAUAUUGGAACCUGUGGCAUACAUCAGAAGAAAGGGCAGUGCAAGCCAGACGAGGAGUCUGCAAAGGUGCUCAACAUCUUCAAGACACGCUCCACCGAGCUGUUUCCCACGCGGCUGGAGUGGUCCGGGAGCACUCGACAGCGCACGAUCACACCGAAGAAGCCGAAUGGCGGGUGGGGUGACGUUCGUGACCACAACCUGUGCAUGUCUAUCGUCAGCUAACAGUGCGUGGCGCCGUCUGAUGUGCUUCUCUCUGGCUGGGAGUCUGAGUGUGCUCACAAUUCACCGUUGUUCCGUCGCCUAUGCGCACGAGCAGCCGUGUGUUUCUUGUACCCGGGCAUGGCCCAGUGGCCCCUAGCGUUGUGUUUGUCAACGUCACUCUGAUCCGUCACCGCUGUGCCCUUGCCGUCAUCGUUGUCGCUGUCACCGCUGCCACUGCUAGUCUGCGUGACUGCGUGCAUCCAUGCUGGUAUGCUGUACGUGUUCUGCUACUGCAGGCCUCCCUCUCCUAGUGCAUUGCCUCCCUGUCCUAGUGCAAUGCCUCCCUGUCCUAGUGCAGGUCCUCUGUGUCCUCGUGCCUUGGCUCCCUGUCCCAGUGCAGUGGCUCCUUGUCCACUCCUAGCGUGGCGUGUUCCCAGCUGAGUCAAGAGGCGCUGACGUCACUCUUCGUUGAUUGCCACAGCGUAGAGGCUCUGAGGCGUUGUCAGUGGACAGCUUUCCUGGUUGUGCACCGUGUUGCUCUACCUUCCUGCAGGUGACAGUGUUUGUAUGUUUGUCUCGCAGCGGCUUGACUACAUGCUGACCUACGUUUACAGCGCUGCUGCUGUUGGCGUGUAACACUAUGAUGCCAGCAUCGCUGUGAGCCGACGGUUACUGCCAUCCGCUGCCCAUCUCACAUCCCUCCGCAAAAUCACCUCCACUGUGAGCAGGCUGGAUUUCUUCGUCAUGUGUUCUGCUCGUGGUGGGGUGAUGAUGUCAUCGUAUUACGUCAUACUUUAUCGUCUUCCGUCUGGACCUAGCAUAUCAAGUAUUCUAUCCGCAAGCAGCCUUCGUCACGUGUUCCGCUCCUGGUGUUGGUGAUGAUGUCAUCACAUUACAUCAUACUUUAUCGUCUUCCGUCUGGACCUAAAAAAAAUCACGGUUCGCGUGAGACUCGGCUGGAAGCCCAGUUUUCCGCAUCCGUCAUGGGAACGCCACCAUCCGUCUGGACCUAGCAUAUCAAGUAUUCUAUCUGCAAGCAUUGCCAAGCAGCCUUCGUCACGUAUUCUGCUCCUGGUGUUUGGUGAUGAUGUCAUCGUAUUACAUCAUACUUUAUCGUCUUCCGUCUGGACCUAGCAUAUCAAGUAUUCUAUCUGCAAGCAGCCUUCGUCACGUGUUCUGCUCCUGGUGUUGGUGAUGAUGUAAUCACAUUACAUCAUACUUUAUCGUCUUCUGUCUGGACCUAGCCGCUAUGGUAUCAAGUAGCCUAGUUGUGCUGCUGGUAAUAGUAUGGUCUCUAUCUCCGCUGCUGCUGCUGGACAUUAGCCCCUAAACGAUGCGUGAUGUCAUCAUGUAGUAGCAUAUGACAUCACUCGUGUUAGUGCCAUGACGUAAUGUGCUGACAGCGACACAAGCUAGCAGGUGGCGGCUUUUUGACUGGCACACUCGCCCUCCUGGCAUAGCCUAUAGCCAGUAUAGGAUAUAGAGGUAGUUACAUGUAGAUUGUGUCGGGCGUAUUGUGCGUGCGCGUGUGUGUGUGUUUGAUUUGCUACCUUUCUUUCUCCUGUUAGUGUGUGUGUGUGUAUGUGCGCGCGUGCGUGUGUGUGUGUGUGUGUGUGUGUGCGUGCGUGCGUUUCUUAGCAGGGUUCUUGAUGUAUUCGGUGGUGCACGCUGGAACUUUUGUACUUGAUAAUACAUGUACCUACGAGUGUGGGCUGAUGGAGACCUCAACACUGAUACAGAAUUGCAAACAAAUUUUUUAAUUGUUUUCAGUUCUACUGAUUGUAUUUAUUUAAUUACAAUUACUACCACCGCUUCAAAUUUUUCCAAUUUUUUGACCACCGCUUCAACCAUACUCAUUUUAUAAAAAAAAGAACAAGUUAAUUGACUUCUUGCAACUGCAUCAUUUAACCAUGCUCCUCACCAAAUCUUUACUGAUCAUGUUUUUCUUCACAAUGGCGAAUGACUUGUCUUAUAAUGAAAAUAGAAGAAAUCCCAUGGAAACGAG